Phoenix dactylifera (date palm) is the source of this 1002-nucleotide messenger RNA. RefSeq lists its product as uncharacterized. NCBI's taxonomy places the organism in Eukaryota, Viridiplantae, Streptophyta, Magnoliopsida, Arecales, Arecaceae. The record is from RefSeq and is a predicted model, not a curated record. Gene Ontology annotation, cellular component: nucleus. Gene Ontology annotation, molecular function: DNA-binding transcription factor activity.
AUGUCUGCGUACGCUCUUGCCACUCCAUUCUCCGCCCAAGGUCUCCCUGGGGAAACAAGCCGCGACCUGACUCCCCAGCAGCAAACGGCCAGGCCUAAGAGAAAGAGAAAUGGACCGGGCCAGCCAGAUCCGAGGGCAGAGGUUAUAUCCUUGUCUCCAGAGAAGCUACUAGCGACAAGCACUUAUGUUUGUGAAGUGUGCAGCCGAGGGUUCCAAAGAGAUCAGAACCUUCAGCUUCACCGGCGAGCGCACAACCUGGAGGGGAACCUUAAGAAGAGCGGCAGCUCCACGAAUGGGAAGCGUGUCUACGUCUGCCCUGAGCCGAGCUGCGUACACCAUGACCCAAGCCGUGCCCUCGGCGACAUCACCGGCAUCAAGAAACACUACAUCCGCAAGCACUGCGAGAGGAAGUGGAGGUGUGAGAAAUGCAGCAAGAUGUACGCCACGGAGUCCGACAUGAAGGCGCACUUCAGCAGAUGCAGCUCCGGCAAGUUCAGGUGCGAGAAAUGCGGCCAAGAAUUCAGCCGGAAGCGCAGUCUUCUCGCUCACCAGGAAGGCUGCAACGUGGCUCACCGAGAGUACAAUAAUUUGAUUCCACCUUUUCCUGCCGUGCCGACGAUGCCGAAUGUGGGAGCGAAUGACGGUUCCAAUGCAAUUCUGCCACUCCCUACGCCGGUUCCACCGCAUCCGCUGAUGGCUCCACCGUUUGCCAACUUUGCUGAAGGAAUGGGAAGCGUGAACGGGAUGCAUCGUGGGCAACCGACGGAUAUGCAGGGAGUUGGCGGCUUGCCGAUGCGGUUCGGGGAGACUGGAGAGCAGAGAAACAUGCAGGGGCUGCCGGCGCCGCCGGGGCUGCAGGCGCCGCCGGGGCCGCCGGUGGUGAAUCCUUGGGGAGAUGCGUUGGGAAUGGGGCUGCCCGCGGACUUCAUGCUGCUCGGUGGAAAUGAUUCCGACCUGCUGCCGGUGGAUGCAUGGGCUUUCAUGGGUGGGAGGUGGUUCUGA